AUGAGCGACACCAUGCGAGCUAUCGGAAUCAAAGGCGGCAAAGGCCCCGCAACGAGCCUCUUCAUCGAUCAAAUCGCCAAGCCCACCGCCACAGAAGGCCAAGCCAUCAUCAAGAUCCGGGCCUUUGGCCUGAACCGCAUGGACCUACUCCAGCGCGAAGGCCUAUACCCCCUCCCACCCCAAGCACCAUCAACCAUGGGCGUCGAGUUCUCCGGCGUGAUCGAGAGCUUCGGACCCGACGGCCACGAAGACUUCCAGAUCGGCGACGAAGUACUCGGCCUCGCAUACGGCGGCGCCUACGCUGAAUACAUCUGCGUCUCAACCCAUAUGCUAGUUCACAAACCCAAACAGCUAUCAUGGGAAGAAGCAGCCGGAGUCCCCGAGACUUGGAUCACAGCCUCGCAAGCCCUCUUCCUAAUUGGCGAAUUCCAAUCCGGCCAAAGCGUCCUCUGGCACGCAGGCGCCUCGUCAGUCUCAAUCUCCGGCAUCCAACUUGCCAAAGACGCCGGCGCAAAAGCCAUCUACGCUACAGCAGGUUCGCAAGAGAAAAUCGAUUUCCUAGAGAAAGAACUCGGCGUGACGAAAGCCUUCAAUUACAAGACCCAGGACUGGGCGAAGGAGAUUCAGGCUGCGACGUCGGGCGCGGGCGUCGAUCUAACUGUUGACUUUAUCGGUGCGACGUAUUUCCAGGGUAAUCUGGACGUUGCAGCGCGCGAUAGUCGGAUCGUCUUGCUGGGUCUGAUGGGCGGUGGUAAGUUACCUGAUGGGGUUAAUAUUGCGCCGUUGUUGUAUAAACGUGUGCGGAUUGAGGGAAGUACGCUGCGCAGUCGGGACCUGGAGUAUCAGCGUAAAUUGCGGGAUACGCUUGUUGAGCAUGCGUUGCCGCGGUUCUGCGAUCGGACGUUUAAGGUGUUUGUUGAGAAGGUGUUUCCGUUUGAGAAGAUUGAGGAGGCGCAUACGUUGCUUGAGAGUAACACUACUAAGGGAAAGAUUAUUUGUGUUUUUGAGUAG
This is a messenger RNA of Penicillium coprophilum, 1011 nucleotides long. Its product is annotated as NAD(P)H-quinone oxidoreductase. Lineage: Eukaryota; Fungi; Ascomycota; Eurotiomycetes; Eurotiales; Aspergillaceae. Gene Ontology annotation, molecular function: oxidoreductase activity. The record is from RefSeq and is a predicted model, not a curated record. The transcript is spliced from 3 exons. The coding region runs from base 1 to 1011 and encodes 336 amino acids.